This is a messenger RNA of Physeter macrocephalus (sperm whale), 1474 nucleotides long. It is a transcript of the gene PSMD4, whose product is annotated as proteasome 26S subunit ubiquitin receptor, non-ATPase 4. Gene Ontology annotation, biological process: proteasome-mediated ubiquitin-dependent protein catabolic process. NCBI's taxonomy places the organism in Eukaryota, Metazoa, Chordata, Mammalia, Artiodactyla, Physeteridae. The transcript has 11 exons. Gene Ontology annotation, molecular function: polyubiquitin modification-dependent protein binding. The record is from RefSeq and is a predicted model, not a curated record. Gene Ontology annotation, cellular component: proteasome regulatory particle, base subcomplex; cytosol; nucleus. The coding region runs from base 243 to 1340 and encodes 365 amino acids.
AGAAGGCGGCAAAAUGGUGUUGGAAAGCACUAUGGUUUGCUUCGUCUUCUCUAGCCCAGCCCAGGCCUGUCUUUAGCCAGAGUCCUGCUUCUCGGACUCAUCGUGAUAGUCUUCUGCCCUCCUCUCUUCUCAGAAUGAUGGAUGUUAGAGAGAUGAUAAAUCCCUUCCCCGCCCCAUUCACUCGUCUCUAACUCCAUUGCUUUUCCCUGUAUCAUCUUCAGAGCGUGGACAACAGCGAGUAUAUGCGGAACGGGGACUUCCUACCCACCCGGCUACAGGCCCAGCAGGAUGCCGUCAACAUAGUCUGUCACUCCAAGACCCGUAGCAACCCUGAGAACAACGUGGGCCUCAUCACACUGGCCAAUGACUGUGAAGUGCUGACCACACUCACCCCUGACACCGGCCGCAUCCUGUCUAAGCUCCACACUGUCCAACCCAAGGGCAAGAUCACCUUCUGCACUGGCAUCCGCGUGGCCCAUCUGGCCCUGAAGCACCGACAGGGCAAGAAUCACAAGAUGCGAAUCAUUGCCUUUGUGGGAAGCCCCGUGGAGGACAAUGAGAAGGAUCUGGUGAAACUGGCUAAACGCCUCAAGAAGGAGAAAGUAAAUGUUGACAUCAUCAAUUUUGGUGAAGAGGAGGUGAACACGGAAAAGCUGACCGCCUUUGUAAACACUUUGAAUGGCAAAGAUGGAACCGGUUCUCAUCUGGUGACAGUGCCUCCUGGGCCCAGCUUGGCUGAUGCCCUCAUCAGUUCUCCGAUUCUGGCUGGGGAAGGCGGCGCCAUGCUGGGUCUUGGUGCCAGUGACUUUGAAUUUGGAGUGGAUCCCAGUGCUGAUCCUGAGCUGGCCUUGGCCCUUCGCGUUUCUAUGGAGGAGCAGCGGCAGCGGCAGGAGGAGGAGGCGCGGCGGGCAGCUGCCGCUUCUGCCGCUGAGGCCGGGAUUGCUACCACUGGGACCGAAGGUGAAAGAGACUCGGAUGAUGCCCUGCUGAAGAUGACCAUCAGCCAGCAGGAGUUUGGCCGCACCGGGCUUCCUGACCUAAGCAGUAUGACCGAGGAAGAACAGAUUGCAUAUGCCAUGCAGAUGUCCCUCCAGGGCGCAGAAUUUGGCCAGGCAGAAUCAGCUGACAUUGAUGCCAGUUCAGCCAUGGACACAUCUGAGCCCGCCAAGGAGGAGGAUGAUUAUGAUGUGAUGCAGGACCCCGAGUUCCUUCAGAGUGUCCUGGAGAACCUUCCAGGCGUGGAUCCCAACAAUGAGGCCAUUCGAAAUGCCAUGGGCUCCCUGGCUUCCCAGGCCACCAAGGAUGGCAAGAAGGACAAGAAGGAGGAGGACAAGAAGUGAGACUGGAGGGAAAAGGGAGCUGAGCCUGUGCAGGGGGCCGAGUAGGGUGGGGUGGGAUAUAGAGUUAGAUGUGUUGUCUGUGACCACUGCAACCUAAAUAAAGCUUGGCAACUUUUUUUCUUUUUUGCUUCAAA